CCCGGAGACCUGCGCAUUAUGCCAGAGUCUUCUUUGAUAAAGCCCCUGUAAGAGGAGCGAAAAACGUCAGAAGUAGAAGUAUUGGACCCCUGCAUUGAUAUUGGACCCGUAUUCUGCUGCAGCCAUUUGCCAUCACCAUCAGCUUGACUAAAACUGGGAGGAUAGAGAUCGCGCAUUAGUGCCUGCAUGCGGCACGGAGAGGUGGCUGCUUGGGGAACUCUGGGCACAAUUAAACCACUGAAGAAUUUUGAACCGGCUGCUGACAUUGAGAAAAUUAAUGAGACACUGGAAAGCAAAGGGAUCUGGCGAACACUUAUUGACGUAGUGACUCUGCUCAACAAUGAUCAGAGGCAAGAGGUGCUUCAGCUGUACAAGACGGAGGUUCAGCAGGACCUGUUGCAGAACAUUGGCAAAGCUCUCUCUGGAGAUCUAGAGAAGGUAAUCAUUGGUUUGCUGAAGGCUCCAGCUGCCUAUGAUGCACAGGAACUGAAAGCAGCAAUGAAGGGUUUAGGAACAGAUGAAGCCACAUUGACUGAAAUCCUUUCCACAAGAUCAAAUGAACAGCUCAGAGAGAUACAGACAUGCUACAGGCAAGAAUAUAAAACUGAACUGGAGAAAAACAUUAUGUCAGAAACAAGUGAGCCAUACACAGGCCUUCUCCUAGCACUGGCCAAGGGCAAGAGAGAAAAGGAUUCUGGGAUAAUUGACUAUGGACUCAUUGAGCAGGAUUCUAAGAUUCUGAGUGAAUUGGGACCUAAGAAUACUUCCAACAGUGCUCAAUGGAUCACAAUCCUUACAGAACGGAGCCAAGGACAUCUUAGACGAGUGUUUGACCACUUCAAGAACUCUACCUCUGUGGAUAUAGAGGAAAGUAUUAAAAAGAAUUUCAAAGGAGAUUUCCAAAAAUCCUUAUUGACCUUAGUGGCUGUGGCUAAAGACACCCCGCUCUAUUUCGCGGACAGGCUGUACAAUGCAAUGAAGGGUCUGGGAACCCAAGACUCGGAUCUUAUCCGUAUACUCAUUUCUCGGAGUGAGGUUGAUUUAUUGAGCAUCCGAGCGGCAUACAGGAAAAAAUAUGGAAAAUCUCUCUACUCAUCAAUCCAGGAUGACACUAAGGGAGACUACAGGUCUGCAUUGCUGUGUAUAUGUAGGGCAGAAGACGUCUGAAGUUACAGGACUACUGAGAAUGAGAAGUGGCCCAUCCGAUUGCCCUUCCUGAGGCCUACUACACAACUAUGCAUGCAUUGCCACAGCAGCAUACUGUCAUAUACUGUACUCAGUCAUUAAAAGUAGCUUUUGUA
Pseudophryne corroboree (corroboree frog) is the source of this 1301-nucleotide messenger RNA. RefSeq names its product annexin A2-like. The transcript is spliced from 12 exons. Gene Ontology annotation, molecular function: cytoskeletal protein binding; cadherin binding involved in cell-cell adhesion; phospholipase A2 inhibitor activity. The coding region runs from base 187 to 1167 and encodes 326 amino acids. The record is from RefSeq and is a predicted model, not a curated record. Gene Ontology annotation, cellular component: plasma membrane; cytoplasm; nucleus. Lineage: Eukaryota; Metazoa; Chordata; Amphibia; Anura; Myobatrachidae.